UUUUUAUUCUACUGUUGGUGGCUCUUGUGGCCAUGGAGGCGGAUAGUUUGGUGAAGUCAGUAGAGACCAUGCGAUUGGGAGAUUCUGAAAAAUUGGUGGUAGAUUUUGAAGACGAUGAUCUUGAAUUGACUGAUAAACAAAUGAAGUUGGCUUCUCUCGAAACAAGGCCUUAUUGCUCGGAAAUUUGGUGGGGGCUGUGGAUCGAAUUGACGCCAAUGAAGAUGGACAGCUUUGGGGGAAAACUCUACGAGUACGGGUACGGGUGGAUGUCACACAACCACUUCGCAUGGGAGUUAAAAUUCGACUCGGCUCAAUGGCAGAGGAGAUGUGGAUUGUGAUUUUGUAUGAGAAAUUGA
This is a messenger RNA of Benincasa hispida (wax gourd), 356 nucleotides long. RefSeq lists its product as uncharacterized. The record is from RefSeq and is a predicted model, not a curated record. NCBI's taxonomy places the organism in Eukaryota, Viridiplantae, Streptophyta, Magnoliopsida, Cucurbitales, Cucurbitaceae.